AUUAGCAUAGGCAGUUGAUCAAUAUAUAUAAUUUUCAUUUCAUGAAAAUGUUGUUGCUUGGCACUAAGAAAAUGUUCCUCCAAAUUCUUUGGUGUUUUUCACUGAUUAGUCUUAGUUCCCAAACGAGGAGUCAUUACAACUUUGUUGUGAGAGAAGCCCGGUACACAAGACUGUGUUCCACAAAGAGCAUUUUGACGGUGAAUGGAAGAUUUCCAGGGCCAGCUAUAAAAGUCUACAAGGGUGACACAAUCUAUGUUAAUGUUCACAACAGGGGAAAAAAUAACAUCACUAUACACUGGCAUGGAGUGAAACAACCAAGAAAUCCAUGGACAGAUGGUCCUGAAUACAUAACUCAAUGCCCCAUUCAACCAGGAAGGAGUUUCAGACAAAAGAUAGUAUUUUCAACAGAAGAAGGGACCUUAUGGUGGCAUGCUCAUAGUGAUUGGUCAAGAGCCACCGUCCAUGGCCCAAUCUAUAUCUAUCCAAAGAAGAAUAGUAGUGGCUAUCCUUUUCCCAAACCUCACUAUGAGGUCCCCAUCAUACUUGGAGAGUGGUGGAAGAGUGAUCUCAACAAGGUCUUCACACAAUUUAUUAAAAGUGGAGGAGCGCCAAACAAUUCUGAUGCUGUCACCAUUAAUGGCCAACCUGGAGAUCUCUAUAAUUGCUCAAAAUCUGGGACAUUCAAGUUAAAUGUAGAGCAUGGCAAGACCUACCAUCUGCGCAUAAUUAAUGCGGCAAUGAAUCUGAUCCUGUUUUUCUCAGUCUCCAAACACAACCUAACACUGUUUGCUCAUGAUGCAAUGUACACAAAGGAAUUAACAACUUCUUACAUUUGCAUAGCUCCUGGUCAAACAAUGGAUGUAUUAUUGCAUGCAAACCAAAACCCUAACAACAAAUAUUACAUGGCUGCAAGGGCUUAUUCAACUGGGGUUGGAGUUCCAUUUGAUAACUCCACAACCACAGCUAUAAUCCAAUACAAUAAUAAUAAUAAUAAUAAUGAAAAUUCAACUCCUUCCUUUCCUUUUCUUCCAAGCCCUAAUGACACAAAAUCAGCUUUUGCUUUCAUUAGAAGAAUUAGGGGCUACCCUGAAGAAAACCCUUUUACAUGCCCUUUAAAUAUCAAAACUCACAUACUUACCACAAUUUCUGUGAACACUUUUCCAUGCCCUAGAGGCCGAUCACCAUCCUCAUGCCAAGCACCGAAUUCGACGAUUUUCGCCGCCAGCAUGAACAACAUAAGCUUUGUAACCCCACGCACUGAUAUCCUGGAAGCCUACUACUACCACAUCAAUGGAGUUUAUAGAAAGGGUUUUCCGAGUUUCCCGCCAUAUGUGUUCAACUUUACUGGGGAUUACUUGCCUCUUGAACUCAACAUACCAAAGAGAGGGACAAAGGUUAAGGUUUUGAAGUACGGUUCAACGGUGGAGCUUGUUUUCCAAGGGACCAACUUGGUUGCUGGCAUAGACCAUCCAAUGCAUAUACAUGGAUUCAGUUUUCAUGUUAUUGGUUAUGGUUUUGGGAAUUUCAACAAGAGCGUGGACCCCAAGAAUUAUAAUCUUGUUGAUCCUCCUCUUCAGAAUACUGUCAUUGUGCCCAUUAAAGGCUGGGCUGCCAUUAGGUUUAGGGCUACCAACCCUGGAGUGUGGUUAAUGCAUUGCCACCUUGACCGGCACCUCUCUUGGGGCAUGGAGACAGUGUUUAUUGUGAAGAAUGGCAAAGCCUCAAAUGAAACAUUACCUCCUCCACCACCAGACAUGCCUCCAUGUUAAAGAGGAGCGUGAAAGAAAAGAAGACUAAAUGCUCAAAUUUCUUCAGUCCUUACACAUUACUAGUACUAGCUA
Molecule: messenger RNA, 1841 nt
Organism: Arachis duranensis
Lineage: Eukaryota; Viridiplantae; Streptophyta; Magnoliopsida; Fabales; Fabaceae
Product: laccase-15
Biological process (GO): lignin catabolic process
Cellular component (GO): apoplast
Molecular function (GO): copper ion binding; hydroquinone:oxygen oxidoreductase activity
Source: RefSeq, a predicted model, not a curated record